Messenger RNA from Thunnus maccoyii (southern bluefin tuna), 4431 nucleotides. It is a transcript of the gene nhlrc2, whose product is annotated as NHL repeat containing 2. The coding region runs from base 81 to 2240 and encodes 719 amino acids. The record is from RefSeq and is a predicted model, not a curated record. NCBI's taxonomy places the organism in Eukaryota, Metazoa, Chordata, Actinopteri, Scombriformes, Scombridae. Gene Ontology annotation, molecular function: protein binding. The transcript has 12 exons.
UGUUCAAAUGAUCACUCUCGCGAGAUCUUUCGCAAAUCUAGGGUUACCAUUGAGACACAACCCUGGUUGUUGUUAGAAACAUGGCGUCUAAGUGCAGCCUCUCCACCCUGUUUCCUAUCCAAAGUCAGCUGGAUUGCGCCCUAGAUGACGCCACAACACAGCAAGAGAAAGAAAAUCUUGUCUACCAGUACUUGAGAAAACUAGACGAGAGACAGGAUCUGAAGAUACCCGAUUUCCAGACAGGCUUGGAAUGGCUGAACACGGAGGGGCCUCUGUCUUUGAACAAGGAGCUGGCUGGUAAAGUGGUGCUACUGGACUUCUUUACUUACUGCUGCAUCAACUGCAUGCACAUCCUGCCUGACCUGCACCAGCUUGAGAAGAAACACUCUGUCAAAGACGGACUGGUUAUUAUUGGUGUGCAUUCUGCGAAAUUCCCCAAUGAAAAGGUCCUUGACAACGUUCGCAGCGCCGUGCUUCGCUAUGACAUCUGCCACCCGGUGGUGAACGACAGCGAGGCGCGUCUCUGGCAUGAACUGGAGGUGUCCUGCUGGCCCACGCUCGUCCUUCUGGGCCCACAUGGAAACCUGCUGUUCUCCCUGGUGGGCGAAGGCCACCGUGACAGGCUGAUGCUUUUCACUGACUGCGCCCUCCGUCACUACGGGGAGCAGGGCCUGAUGAAGACACACACAGUAGGCAUCAAGCUGUACCGAGACUCCCUGCCACCCAGCAUCCUGUCCUUCCCUGGGAAGGUGGCUGCAGAUAACAGUAACAAGAGACUGGUCAUAGCUGAUACUGGGCAUCACCGAAUCCUGGUGGUGUCCUCUACUGGGCAGCUGUUACACGUCGUAGGAGGGCCUAAAAGUGGGAGACAAGAUGGCGACCUGUCCGAAGCUUCCUUUAACUCCCCUCAGGGAGUGGCCAUUAAAGGGGACACGGUGUACGUGGCUGACACAGAAAACCAUCUGAUCCGAAAGAUUGACCUGUCAGAGGGACGAGUCAGCACUCUCGCUGGAGUAGGUGCUCAAGGCACGGACAAAGAAGGUGGCGCCAUGGGACCUCAACAGCCAAUCAGCUCUCCUUGGGAUGUGACACUUGGCUCUGCUGGUGGUGUUGAAGAGAACGUGCUGUGGAUAGCCAUGGCAGGGACCCACCAGAUCUGGGGUUUGUUCCUAGCAGAUGGGAAAUUGCCCAAAGGAAGCGAGUCCAAGGCUGGGACGUGCAUUCGAUGGGCAGGCAGCGGCAAUGAGGAGAACCGAAACAAUGCCUACCCACACAAAGCAGGCUUCGCUCAGCCUUCAGGCCUGGCCUUGGCCCCGGAGGAGCCCUGGAGCUGCCUGUAUGUGGCCGACAGUGAAAGCAGCACCAUCCGCACGCUGGCACUGAAGGACGGAGCCGUCAAGUUGCUGGUCGGGGGAGAGAGGGACCCACUGAACCUCUUUGCUUUCGGGGACGUGGACGGGAAGGGGGUGGAUGCCAAGCUACAGCAUCCUCUCGGUGUUGCCUGGGCUCCCGAACAAAGCCUGCUCUAUGUGGCCGACUCGUACAACCACAAGAUCAAGGUGGUGGAUCCAAAGACAAAGCAGUGUAACACACUGGCAGGGACGGGAGAGGCUGCAGAUACUCUGGGCCCUGAAUUCAACAAAUCCUGCUUCAAUGAACCCGGAGGAAUCUGUGUCGGUGCCGGCGGAAAGCUCCUCUAUGUGGCUGAUACCAACAACCACCGAGUUAAAGUGCUCGACCUGGGCUCCAAGACUGUCUCACUGUUCCCCAUUUCCACGGACUGCACAGACUCAGUACCCACAAAGCCUUCAGGUCCUGCCAAAGCCCCCACGUUGCCUAAAUCGGCUGCCAGGAAAGAAAUGCCACCAGUGGCAGUGUCUGCAGGCCAGACUCUGGCCAUGUCACUCACGCUGUCGCUUCCAGAAGGAACCAAACUCACUGAUGAGGCCCCAAGCUGCUGGGCUCUCUCAGCUGAGGGUAACGAGUGGCUGCUAGACAGUCAGGUAGUUACUGGUGACAUCGUGGAUGUGUCGAAGCCGCUCCGCAUCUCAACCAAACUCCCUGCAGCUAUUAAGGACUCAAACAACCUCCCGUGCCUCACUUUGAGCGUGUGGGUGUACUACUGUAUGGAAGCAGGGAAAGCCUGUAUGAUGAAAGCGGCCUCCUUCAGCCAGCCUCUUCAAAUAAGUACCAGUCCCAGAGAGAAAGAGGUCGCUGUAGCGUUGUCUCACGCCUUCUAAAAAAAACCCCUCUCUGUAUUAGUCACAAGAGUCACAGAAAUCAACACUUUCUUCAGCUCUGACACAUCGGUUUUACUUCAGGCUCAGCUAAUUCCAACUCCUGUCAUGUGCACAGCUCUGGAAGAAGAAAACAUAGAUUGUUUCUGACAGAGCUGUCACUUUUGACAAAAAUGCAAUUCUUACAAACCUGAUUUUCAGGGGAAUUUCAUUUCAAAAGGCGCUCUACGAAAAAGUGCACAUCAGAGCUGCAAUGUCAUUGACCUAGUGUGACAGUUAUUAGUAAGAAUGCAAACAGCAACAUCCCCUGGCACACUGCAAACACAACUGCAAAAAUGUAUCUAUAUAACAGUAUAUUUAUGCAAAAAAAUGUUAUAAGGACAUGCUGCACUGACUAACUGUGUGUUUUAUGAAAAACCUCAUAAAAAAAAAACUUGAUUACAAACUAAAAAUGAAAACAACUCUGUAGACUUAAUGAGGAUCUAAGAAAUUAUGGUAAUCUAAUUGGCAGGUGGUGAUGAUGGUGUCAGUGAUGAAAAGAGGAACAAGCAGAUUUUCUGUCAUUUAAUGAUGUUGUGGACGAUUUCAAAUACUUUCAAAUAUAUAAAUAUAUAAAAACCGAAGCCUCUGAUUAGCUUCACAUUUUCACCUGAACCACCAGAUGGAUGUGAAUUUCAAAGACUAUUUACACUAUAGUUUUUUUUUUCCAACAACAAAUAAUUAUUGAAAGAUUUCUGCUUUUCAAAAAUUAGCAGAAGCCUUCUGUUUAUGUUUGAAACCAUUUUUCACCUAAAUUAAAUUUCCUUUAAUCCCAGGAGUAAUUACAUAGUAGGAAUUUUUUUUAAAAAGGGGGAAGUUUAAUGAUGCUGAUAUGACUUAAAGAAAGUACAUUUUAUUCUGCUUCUGCUUGCACAAGCAUUGCUUAUGAAUGCUAAUAUCGAGUUACUGCCAGUUUCUCAAACAUAUGAUAUUGAAAAUCCGUCUCAAACUUUAUCUUUAAUCUCAGUCCAGGGAUAAGUAGAAAGUGAGGAAAUUACAUGAAACUUGAGUCCUUAUACCAUGGUCUAUGCAGAUACUCACAUUUUUGUUAUCAUUAAUAUAUUUAUAUAUAUAUAUAAGAGUCUUACGUCAGAGUAUUUCAUUCACAUCUUCACUGUUUUUUUGAAUAAUAUAUGUCCAUGUAUAUGUGUGGGGUUGUUUAGUUUAUACGCAGCUUCAGCGGUGCCUUCAGGUGCACUAAUCAAGCUUACAUAAAUAUUUAUCUACAUACAGUAUGUGUUACCACAGACCAAGUAGUCUUAAGUUGUUUACAAAGUUCACAGUCUCUGUAUGACUGAUUACACUUUUGAUUAUGAUUACAUGAUACAAUGAGCCCUUUUGAACCAUAAAAUAUGGCUGUUAUCUAAAUAAUGAAUAAAGUGCCUGUUUUCAAUAAGGGUGAAGCAACCUCUUGCCCUGAUAACUGAACUGAUGACACCGACUGACUGCUGCUCGCUCCGCACACUGUGUGUUACUGUAUUAAAAAGACAAAGUCUUUAAUGUUUCCCGUUAUUAAAGUCUCUCUAUCAAGCAUUUAUAGACUUCAUCUUCAACUCCACAAAGGGAACAUAAUGUAAAAGAGAUGCUCUGAUAAUGAGUUGCUGUAAUAUGUUGUCUGUUUUCUUGUGUAUUAUUGUGUGAUAAUGUGGAAGUCAUUUUCCUUGAUUGGUUUUCAAAGUUAUGAGUUGUUGUCAGAAAUGGGCCUGAGAGUAUUUUGAUUAUCAUUGCUGUCAUGUCUCAUAACGUAAUUGUCCUGUUUUUUUUUAUUCGGUUUCACUUGGCCCAAGUGCCUUGCAAAGGGGUUGUUAUAGAUGGUGUGAACCUGUGACACUUUAACUGUAUCAAAAGCAAUAAGAAUAUGUUUCUGUAAUGUUUUAUUCCCACGUUAUUUAUUUCAAAUGAACUGCAAAAGUUUUGCAAGUGUGUUUUCUUAGCUCUGUUAUCCCUCUGGCAUGUUUUAAAUGAGCAGUAAUGAGCUUGAGCGAUUGCUGUUGGCCAUUAAGUCCCAGAUUUUGUUUUCCAGUUCUCACUUGAUUUCUUCUCACUCUGCCACCUUUUCAGGCACAUCUUGGCAUGCUUUUGUCUUCAGGGGUACCUUGUUAAUACUUUAAGAUGCCAUAGAGCUAGGGAAAACUUAAUAAAACAUUUUUAUUUA